Molecule: messenger RNA, 863 nt
Organism: Pseudopipra pipra
Lineage: Eukaryota; Metazoa; Chordata; Aves; Passeriformes; Pipridae
Product: hydrocephalus-inducing protein-like
Exons: 5
Coding region: 57-848 (263 amino acids)
Biological process (GO): axonemal central apparatus assembly; cilium movement
Cellular component (GO): axoneme
Source: RefSeq, a predicted model, not a curated record
UAAGGACUGUCCUUACUUCUCCUUUCAGAGUUGAGCUGCCUGAGUACAUCCUGGACAUGGGCACUGUUGUUCAGGGUUACAGUAAAAGCUGCACUGUGAAGAUCACCAACACCUGGAAGUACCCAGUGGCCGUCCAGGCCAAUGAAUGUGCCCUGCGUGACACAGGUUUCAACAUAUACCUGGAGCCCAUGGAGUUCCUGAUCUACGAUGCCAGCAAAUGGUUUCAAGUGAACUUUGCAAGUGCCAACCUGCCCGUGGGAAAGGUGAACGUGCUCCUGCCCAUCAAGGUAGAGAAAGGCCCCACGCUGCACGUCCGCCUCUGUGCCACUGUGAUUCAGCUGCUGCUCAGCCUCUCCAGGAACAGACUCCAGUUCCCUGAUGUCCAGGUUGGGCAGUGCUGGAGUGAAACAGUCCGGCUUUACAACUGGUUCAGCGCGCCCUGUGAAUGGUUCCUCACUGUCAACAAACCCACCAAGAAGGUGGACAAACGUUUGACACCGGCCAUGCGUCAGAAGGAGCUCCAGGCUGCGAAGGAUGAUUCCCGUGUCUUUCAGUGGAAGGCCCGGGAGGGAACCCUCUAUGGUAGAGAGUGGUGUGACCUAAAGAUCCAGUUUUCCCCCCUGGAAGAGAAGUCCUACAAAACCGAGCUGAAGAUCAACAUUCGUGGGAACAGCCAGCUCCUCGUGCUGCACAUCUCAGGACAGGGUCUGGAGCCACGGCUGGAGUUCAGCCCCACAGAGAUCUGUCUCUUUGUCAUUCUCUUUCUCUCCCCCUUUCUCUCUUUUUCCCAUUUCUUUCUCUCUCUCUCUUCCUCGUGUUUACUGUUAAAUAAAAACCCGUACUAUUAACUUUGACAUACGGUC